AUGACCACAACCUCUGCAGCCCCGCCGGCUACCGAUGCCGCCUCUUACCUUGACCUCGCUAUCACCCUCACCCUCAACAACUGGCCCGCCCUCUCACUAGCUGUGCAAUCAAACUGGGGCGGCCCAACCUCUAGCGAUAAGCGGGACUGGCUCUGCGGCGCAAUUUCCGAUAUGCUGCGCGACAGACCCGAGACCGACGCUGAAGACCUGGAAGAAGUGCUUAUCCAAGUGAUGAACGACGAGUUUGACGUCGCGGUGGAUGACGAGAGCGCUGCAGACGCCGCAGAUAUGAUUAUGGAGUUCAAGGCUCAGACUGCUCGCGGCGAGUUCAGCUUAAUCCAAGAGAUGUUGGAGAGUUAUCAGAAGAAGAGCCAGAACCGUUCGGCCGCUGCGCAGUUCCAACGGGUUGAGGCUGGGGAUGAUGAUCAAGAGACCGAUGAUGAGGAGGAUGAUGAAGAAAUGGACGAUGCGCCUGCUUUGAUUCGCGCUCCACGGGAGCGUGCAGAGCCUGAGAUUGAUGAGGAUGGGUUCACAAAGGUUGUUGGAAAGAAGCGGUAA
Molecule: messenger RNA, 558 nt
Organism: Penicillium soppii
Lineage: Eukaryota; Fungi; Ascomycota; Eurotiomycetes; Eurotiales; Aspergillaceae
Product: pre-rRNA-processing TSR2 family protein
Exons: 1
Coding region: 1-558 (185 amino acids)
Biological process (GO): maturation of SSU-rRNA from tricistronic rRNA transcript (SSU-rRNA, 5.8S rRNA, LSU-rRNA)
Cellular component (GO): nucleus
Source: RefSeq, a predicted model, not a curated record